Messenger RNA from Galdieria sulphuraria, 2910 nucleotides. RefSeq lists its product as uncharacterized. Bases 92 to 2722 code for a protein of 876 amino acids. The record is from RefSeq and is a predicted model, not a curated record. Gene Ontology annotation, molecular function: protein phosphatase activator activity. The transcript has a single exon. Lineage: Eukaryota; Rhodophyta; Bangiophyceae; Galdieriales; Galdieriaceae. Gene Ontology annotation, biological process: protein dephosphorylation. Gene Ontology annotation, cellular component: protein phosphatase 4 complex; nucleoplasm.
AUUUCGGCGGGCUAGUGAAAUUGGUGAAGCGGACUGACGACUGACUUGGAUGUAUCAUCCAAGCUGUCCAUAAGAAGGUCACAGAGAAUAAAUGGAACAAGAAUGGCUACAAAAAAUAGCAGUUUUUCAGGUAACUCUGUUGAGUAGUGAUAGUAAUUGUUCACAGAAAUCGGGAGUCGAGGUUUAUGUAAGUAUAUUUGAAACAACAGAGGCAGGGUAUUAUUUGGAAGCUCUUGAAAAACAAGACACGGAACACGUCCUAUUCUGUACAUACUUAGACAAGAACGAGUACAUUUGGAACUUGGAAAGCCACAUAAUGACCUGCUUUCGAAAUACUUUGUCGUCCGAACAACCACAACCAGGGGCCGUGAGAGGAAACGACCUGGAAGAAGAAAUACGAAUGGGGGAAAGUAGAGAGGAUGGGACUCCAGAAGGAUGGAAGACUAGAAACUUUUGUGACUCCGAGCCAUUUAGACUCUAUUUCGAUAGUGAAUCGGAAGCAACAAGGUUCUGGAGUUUGGUGAAUAAGUUCAACCAUUCAGAAAAGGAACAACUCACCGACUGCCGUAAUGAACGUACCUUGCCAGGAAAAAAGUUUUGUUCAGAUUCUACAGCUUCACAACAGUCUGAUUGGCAUCACGAAGAAACGAAAGUUGGACAUUGUCUCCAAGAACACGCAGACGUGGACAACGAUAUGUUUCUUUUGCAAACAACACCAAGGAACAAGGGAGACCACUCUGAACCGAGUUUAGCAAAUGACAACAUGGAAGACUCGUCAGUUGUAUUCACACAACCAGACUUGUCAAAUUUGGACUCUAUCGAGCUUUUGUUGAAGAAUACCAGUUCUGAAGAGAGAGAACAGUUUCUGAAUAAGUUGAAAGAAAAUCCAAAUAUUUUAGAAAAAUUUAUUUACUUGUUUCAUAUUUGUGAAGACCUUAAACUGUUAUCCAAACUGAAAAAGUUAUCCAACAUCAUUUAUAGUAUUCUUAUAUCCGGCAACAGCAGCAUUUUGGAAUUGCUUUUAUCGGAUUCUUAUUAUUAUGAUAUCAUUGGCAUACUCGAAUAUAGAAAUAGUGAUGUUUCUAUGACAGGUCAGAAAGCCGGAGAAAAGAGAGUUGUGACUCACCGCGUGAAUUUGAGAAAGUAUCUUAGGAAACUGAUGAAUAUGGAAGACUUGGUAACUUUCCACGACGCACAUGUAGCCGAAAGAGUAAGACUUAAUCAACGUUUGAUGUUUCUUAAACAAAACUUUUUCCCAAUUUUAUCAGAAGAUCAUAUGUUGACCGUUUUAAACUCCGUGAUGUUUUUCAACAACCUUGAUAUCAUCAAUUACUUUCGUUCGAGUCCUGACUCUCUAAAUGGUCUUUUUGAAACGCUCAAGGAUCUUCAAAUGGAUGAGAAGGGACAAAAGAAAGAGCAGCAAAUGUAUCCUUGCGCAGUCUUGCGCAUUAUCUACGAAUUGUGUGACCUUUGCAAAGCGCAACAACAACACAAUCAGCAGAAUAGAGAAAGAUUCUUUGUCGUUUUUCGGGUGGACGAUCUGCUUGCCAUAUGCUCCAAGUUUCUAAUGUAUUCGAUGGACUUCCAAGAAAGAUUUUUCUGUGCAAACAUCAUCUUGAUCCUGUUGACAAGUUUCUCAUCGCCAGUGCGCGAAUAUAUUUUAAGGCAUGUCGAUCUUUUCAAAGCUAUCGUUAUUGCUCUUAAGAGAGAAGAUGAUUUUGCGCUCUCGUCUACGUUAUCUGAUAUUAUAUGUAUGUUGAUAGACCCCGACACAACAAAGGAUUUCCUACAAAAGGAUGAGUUUUUGGAUUUGUUUUACGAAGACAUUGUAAAUGAGUUAUUGGCAGCCUUUGACUCUUUGGAACCCACAGAGUCAUUGGAAGACUCCAGUCGGUCAACUUGCUAUUCGAAUGCGCCAUUUGGAAAUAAUGUCAUUCUUGCAGCUUGUCAGAGCUGUAAUAUUCUAAGUCAUUGUGUAGCGAGUCAUGGUUAUCGACCAAAAUAUGUUAUAUGGCGCUUAAAUGCAUUGAAUAAGGCUUGUCGAUUAUUUGGUUAUCAAGAUACUUGUAUUUCAUUAUACCCAUUGCGACUUGUACGUCAUUGUAUUGGACAACGAGAUGAGUUUUAUAAUCGGUAUAUAGUGAAGGAAAAUAUUAUGGACCUAGUAUUUCGUGGUGCUGAAAGAUGUGCUAGUCGGAAGAAUAUUUUUUACUGCUCAUUGUUAGAAAUGUUGUCUUUUAUAGAGAAAAGUGGAAUGACUUUGUUAAUCCAGUAUAUUGGAAAGCACCACUUAUUAUCUUCCAUCUUUGGCGAUAUUCCUAUUGUGCAAAAAUACCGAGGAGUUGUAGACGACAAUUCGAGAAAAGAUAUUUCCCCUAGCCAUGAAGAGUCUGUUUCGUUUCUUGGUAAAAGGAGAACGACGGAAGUGGAUUCAGAAGACCGUUACUUUGAGGAGAAUGACGACGAUAUUGUUAGCAACGGUCAGAUGGAGUGGAAUGUAGAUAGAGAUCUUAUACUUCCGCAAGGAAACAAAGAUAAGGAAGAAGACUCUUCCGUUUUUCUUCAUCUUUGUGAGUCCAAAGAUCAGGUGAAUUCAUCAACCAAGGUACACAAAAAGCGUGCACCCAUCGUAGCACGUGGUAAAUGGGGUUCUCAUCGUCCACUGGUUGAUUAUAGUUGGACCGGAGAUGAUGAACCUGCACAUCCUUCCCAUGCGGAAUAGCAACUAGUGUUGGUGGUUGUUGUCAUUUACGGAAUGUAAUACUAGUGACAAACCAUUUCUGCAUAUUUUCAUAUACGUUGUUUAUGCAAGUGGCUACAAUGAAUACUGAGAGACGAGUGAAUCACGAAGGAUAUUGUGAUAGAGUAUCUGUAUUCUUUUGGACUGAAAAUAAAUAGUACUGGAAUAUU